AAAAGAGGGUCCAUUUCCUUCAUGAAAAGAGCUGUGUGUACCUACCUGUGUUCAUGCUGGCUCUCUGCGAGGGUCUCUUUGAAUAUGAUCCUGCUACCGUUCAUUUUUUAUUUUUCCCUGGCCUCCGCAUUCCUUUCCUGGUAUUUUCAACUCGCCCGCUAAUUUACUUUUUGCAUUUUGCAUUAAUUUGUGCCUUGCCCUGCCCUGCCCUGACAAUGACCAACUUCGUUCUUACAUUUCGUUGUUCCUUCUAUUCACAACCGCCACGUCCUUGUCUAUUCACCCCCCUCCCUUCUUUUCUUUUGACUUUCUGACGUCUAGAAUCCGUCACACCCCCGACUCUACUGGCACAUCUGCGCCUGCUGCGUCUGGUACAGAGCCUUGUGAUCGUAGAUGACGAGGACCUAGACUUUUUGUUCCUGAUCCGAUCGGAGGAGCGGUACCUGAUGUACUUGGAUCUACUGCAGCAGCUAGAGCCUUCAACGGAUGCGAUUCCGUUGCCGCCGUUAGGUAAGUUUGUAUUUGGGUUAUGGAGGAGGUGUGUGUGCGUGUGCGUGUGUGUGUGUGUGUAUGUGUGUGUUUGUGUUUUUCCUGUUUUGUUUCUUAAAAAUGUGCGCGCGAAUG
Messenger RNA from Gamsiella multidivaricata, 624 nucleotides. RefSeq lists its product as uncharacterized. The record is from RefSeq and is a predicted model, not a curated record. Bases 54 to 314 code for a protein of 86 amino acids. Lineage: Eukaryota; Fungi; Mortierellomycota; Mortierellomycetes; Mortierellales; Mortierellaceae. The transcript has a single exon.